UUUGUUCUUUCUUCAGAUCCUUACAAAUUCUUCCGGCAAAUCUCGAAUCGACUUUGUAACACAGGAAGUGGCCAAAUCCAGUUGUGGCAAUUCCUCCUGGAGCUUCUCUCAGAUAGUAACAAUGCCAGCUGCAUCACAUGGGAAGGCACGAACGGGGAGUUCAAACUGGUGGACCCGGACGAGGUGGCCCGGCGUUGGGGCGAGCGCAAGAGCAAACCCAACAUGAACUACGACAAACUCAGCCGUGCCCUUCGCUAUUAUUACGACAAGAACAUCAUGACAAAGGUACACGGCAAACGCUACGCUUACAAGUUCGACUUCGCUGGUCUGGCUCAGGCCAUGCAGCCGUCAACGGCCGACCCCACCAGCUACCGUUAUCAACAGGACCUCUUUCUCACUGGAUACACAAGCUCAAAAAUGAACUUCAUCAACGCCCAUUCCGGUGUGCCACACUCGGCAGCUUCCGGUCUAUUUGCCGCACCGGCUUCUUAUUGGUCAACACCGAACGCCGCUAACAUCUACCCCAACAUCCAGAAUCACAUGGUUUCAAAUCCGGCCGGUCACGUACCAUCACAUCUGGGCUCCUGUUACGCUUAACAAAACACAAACAAAAAACAAA
Octopus sinensis (East Asian common octopus) is the source of this 619-nucleotide messenger RNA. Its product is annotated as transcriptional regulator ERG homolog. Lineage: Eukaryota; Metazoa; Mollusca; Cephalopoda; Octopoda; Octopodidae. Gene Ontology annotation, cellular component: nucleus. Gene Ontology annotation, molecular function: sequence-specific DNA binding; DNA-binding transcription factor activity, RNA polymerase II-specific. The transcript has 2 exons. The record is from RefSeq and is a predicted model, not a curated record. The annotation marks the transcript as partial. Gene Ontology annotation, biological process: cell differentiation; regulation of transcription by RNA polymerase II.